AUGCCUCCGUCCUGGACCCAGCGUUUCCUGCCCAAUCCUGCCCCCGCCAGCACUCCCCCGACUCGAGAUGCACGCUCCAACUCCCGCGACAAGCCCCUCCCCACCCUCCCCUCCAGCACUUCAGACACACCUACCCCUCCCGCGUUGAUUGGAAGAGAUGGCGAAAGAUCCAUGGCCACCCCGACCCACCCUCCCCGCCAUCAACAUGCUCGAUCCUCCAGUCACCCACUCCCGAAGCUAUUCAGCAAGAUGAAGAGCGCUGGAAACCUCCACGGCUACAACGACACCGAUGUUCCCUUGGAUGAAGACCUCGUCCCUGUCCUCGACGACCCCACCCCCUCCCCAAAUCGAAAAGGCUCUGGGAAGAAGCCACAGCAGGAUGACGAUGCGAACAAGACAUCCCGGCGAUGCAUGUGCUGCGACAGUCGGGUCAAGGUGCCGCGCGAGCUGGAAAAGUUCCGGUGCAUGUGCUGUCUGACAAUCAACGACUUGGCCCCGGUUGAAGAGCAGCAGCAUGGAUCAGAAAAGGACAAGGCGGAUUCUGUGGGCAAGCCGUUGCCAUUGUCGGUGGAGCGUGCAAAAGGAAUCAUUGAUCGAUGUGUUGUGGCAUAUUUGGACUCGAGAUGUCGCAAGGAGCACGAGGUCAGGCCGACACGCGCAGUCUCAUCGCCUUUACAGACACCCGAGGAAAAGGGAAACCCUCUGAACUCCAUACCGAUACGAGGAAAACAGAAUCCCACCCUACGACAGCUGGUCGAUGCUCCCUUAUCGAGCUCUCCUCCGGACCGCCCCUUACCCCCAAAGCGAAAGCCGCCGCCUCCACCUACUUUUGGCAAAAGCGAUCCAAUUCCACACCACUCGGGACACGCGUCAAGCCCCAACAUGACGCCUCAAGAAGCGGAGCGACGACGACGCUACGAUCGAGUCAAGACCAUCUUCCGGCCUUUGGAAGAUCACAUCGUCUCCUCCUUUGGCACCUUCCAAACCCUCAACACCUCCUUCAGCACGUUCAAACCUGCACCCCCAGAACGUGCGAGGAGUGAAAGCCAUAUUGUCACCCCACCCCCUGAACGGGCAACAGACAAAGCCCUAACCCCGGUCAACAUGUCCGAGCUCGACGCAAAGACUCUUCUCCUCGGCGAUAUCGGAGAGAAUGGUACCUGGUGGACGGGCAAGCUGGGCCGAUACGACUCGGGCGUCAAGCGGAAACGAGUUGGCGAAGGCCCAAGGAAAGCCAUCUCUUCAAAGUCACCCGACAUUCACUGGUCCGAUGUCAGCAAAUGGUACGGACUCAUCCACUCUGCUGGAAGCGAUUGGCAGAGCAAGCUCGAUUCCAUCACCGUAGACGGCUCGAGAGAAAGACUGCAAGGCCCAAACAACUUCGACGAGAUUGAAUACGAUCUGGGCGAAGCUCGAGAGCACGCCAUUCGUGCAUUGCUCAAAGUCACGGAGAAUCUUCUCAAGCGACCGACGAGACCGCUCAAGGAAGCGGAAGAUCUGAGGUUCUUGCUCAUCAUCCUCGCCAAUCCCUCCCUCUACCCCUCCGCCCCCAGACACCGUCGAGUCUUUUCUAAUGACCUUGAUCGGCCGGGAAGAUCACCAUCCGACAAGCGGGAGAGUCCAAAGUGGCCCUUACCCCGAAAGCCAAGCGAAAGGCAAGGAAGCCAACAUACGGGAAUUCUCAAGCGCAUCUUUGGCUUGUUGGCAGGAUCCACCGACAUCUGUCAUCGAUAUAUGAUCGGCUGGUUCUCCCGCUUCGAUGAGGUGCACUUCACCAGGAUUGUGGAUCUUGUCGCCAGCUUCGUCACUCACCGAAUCUCUCGCCGGGGCAGUCGUCCUCAAAACAAGGGCAUCCUCGGUGACGGCGGUCUGAUCCCCGAUUUGUCCGGAUCUGCCAUGAACACCUCCGCUCAAUUACAUUCCGCAAUGGGAUUGAGCGGAUCGCUAAAGAAGCGCAGCGAUGACCCUGAUCAAGAACCCGCAUACGCUACCGAUUGGCAGAUCAAAGCCGCUGCCAAAGUCAUGUUACUGCUGUUCGCGGCCAACAACAUCUGGCAAGGUCAACGGAGAAGCAAAACCGAUCGGAUAGACUCUGGCGUCAGCAUGUCUCAUCAGACCCCAGCAAAGCGAAGCGGACAACUUCUGCACACAUCCAGUUUCUACAACACCCUUCUCGAUUAUCAGGACAUGAUUGUAGACUUCAAAGUGUGGGAGUCGAAGAAGGAGAAGUUUGCUUUUUGCCAGUAUCCCCUCUUCCUAUCCAUGGGCAACAAGAUCAAGAUCCUAGAAUACGAUGCACGCAGACAGAUGGAGAUCAAAGCACGAGAGGCCUACUUUGACUCUGUCAUCCGCUUUCGUGCGUUGGACGGCUACUUUCACCUCCGAGUCCGGAGGGAUUGCAUGGUUGAGGACAGCCUGCGACAAAUCAGCGAGGCCGUCGGCGCUGGCCAGGAGGAAUUGAAGAAAGGGCUCCGCGUCCAGUUCACCGGCGAAGAAGGUGUCGAUGCGGGCGGGCUGCGAAAGGAGUGGUUCCUGAUGCUUGUACGCGACAUCUUCGACCCGAACCACGGCCUCUUCGUAUACGAUGACGAGUCACGCCUCUGCUAUUUCAACCCCAAUUCAUUCGAGACAUCGGACCAGUACUAUCUCGUCGGCGCACUACUAGGCCUGGCAAUCUACAACAGCACCAUCCUGGACAUCGCUCUACCGCCAUUCGCCUUCCGCAAACUUCUCGCCGCUGCGCCAGCUUCCACCACCAACGGAGCAGCUAGCAUCGCCUCUCUUACCGGCACCAAGGGCCAGAUGACCUACACCCUCGCGGACCUCGCAGAACUCCACCCCUCACUCGCCGCAGGUCUACAGCAACUGCUCGACUUUGAAGGCGAUGUGCAGGAGACCUACUGCCGCGACUUCGUGGCCCCAGUGGAGCGCUACGGCGUGCACACCAAUGUCCCGCUCGUUCCCAACGGCGCCCGUAUCCCCGUGACCAACACCAACCGCCAGGAAUUCGUCGACGCAUACGUGCGCUAUCUCCUCGACACCGCGGUGGCCAAGCAGUUUGAGCCAUUCAAGCGCGGUUUCUUCCAGGUCUGCGCUGGCAAUGCCCUCUCUCUCUUCCGCGCCGAGGAAAUCGAACUUCUGGUGCGCGGCAGCGAUGAAGCGCUCGACAUCGACUCGCUGCGUGCUGUAGCCGUGUACGAGAAUUGGCGGGAUGACACACCGCAGCACGCUCCCGUACCUCGACCCGCAGACAUAGUGCCCGUCAUCCAAUGGUUUUGGGAACUGUUUUCCGAGGCGUCACCGGAGAAGCAGCGGCAACUACUCACGUUCGUCACGGGGACGGAUCGCAUCCCAGCUGUCGGGGCUACGAGUCUGAUUUUGAGGAUUGUCGCUGGAGGCGACGGAUGGGGUGGAGGAGGCGAGGAGGAACUCGCACGAUUCCCCAUCGCGAGGACUUGCUUCAAUAUGCUAGUUUUGUGGCCUUACGCGAGUCAGAGGCAGUUGGAGGAGAAGUUGUGGCGGGCGGUGGAGGAGAGUGAGGGGUUUGGGUUGAAGUGA
Molecule: messenger RNA, 3558 nt
Organism: Neohortaea acidophila
Lineage: Eukaryota; Fungi; Ascomycota; Dothideomycetes; Mycosphaerellales; Teratosphaeriaceae
Exons: 2
Coding region: 1-3558 (1185 amino acids)
Biological process (GO): protein polyubiquitination
Molecular function (GO): ubiquitin protein ligase activity
Source: RefSeq, a predicted model, not a curated record